UUAGGGGCGAUUUAGGGAUUUUAUUAACUCCCAUAUCUCCUGGGAAGAUAACACCCUCCGCACCAAUCCAUCUAAUAUCUAUCUGCCCCUUCCCACACCUGUCUUCAAUCAUCACCCCCCCAUAAAAAUCCCUGCUUUCUUGUCCCUUUCAAAUUUUUGUCCCUAAUCGAACCAGUGUUAUAAAAAUCUUUCAUCAUAAGAACAGUUUUUCAAGUCUCAACUUCGCAGAUCGCUUAUUUAAUUUGUUUUUUCCCUCUCCAUUGCUGGUGAGGCCGGGGAAGAAGACGAUGAGAUUGCACUCUGUAGAAGCAUAAGGAGAAAAAAAAGCAAUCUUUACUGGUUUUUGUUUCAAAGAUCGGCGCUUUCUUCUUUAAAUCCAUCAUUUUUUUUUUUGCCGGAUGGAUGGAUUCCAAGCACACCUGUCGUCCUUCUUCCACAACCGAUGGCUGGUGUUCGUUGGCGCAAUGUGGAUGCAGUCGUGUGCUGGGAUCGGCUAUGUUUACGGGAGUCUGUCGCCUGUAAUAAAGCACUCGAUGGGUUAUAACCAGCGGCAGAUCGCCGCAGUGGGCGUCGCGAAGGAUAUUGGCGACAGCGUGGGAUUUCUCGCCGGAAUUCUGUGUGAGAUUCUCCCUCUCUGGAUGGCGCUGCUUAUCGGCUCUUUCCAGAAUUUUAUCGGAUAUGGCUUGGUCUGGCUUACCGUCACUGGUCGGACUCCCCCGCUUCCUCUUUGGGCGAUGUGCUUCCUUAUAUUUAUAGGUAGCAAUGGGGAGACAUACUUCAACACCGCCGCACUAGUUUCCUGCGUGCAGAAUUUUCCCAAGAGCCGGGGGCCAGUAGUAGGGAUUCUUAAGGGCUUCGCCGGCCUGAGUGGCGCAAUAUUGACUCAGUUAUAUACGACCAUACACUCGCCCGAUCACGCCGCCCUCAUCUUCAUGGUUGCCGUAGGACCUUCCAUGGUGGUAAUCGCUCUUAUGUUCAUUGUUAGACCGGUUGGCGGGCACAAACAAGUGAGGCCGUCAGAUAACACCAGCUUCGUGUUUAUUUACAGUGUUUGCUUGCUCUUAGCUGCCUACCUUAUGGGCGUCCUCCUCCUCGAAGACCUUGUUGAUUUGCACCAGAGUGUGAUCUUUUUGUUCACUGUUGUAUUGGUUGUUCUACUAGCAAUUCCUAUCAUAAUUCCAUUAAUAUUGAGCUGCGGCCCUCUUGCGGCUUCAUCCGAUCAAGAGCGGCUCCUUUCUGAUGCUCAGAAAGGGGAGACGAGUCGACCGGACCAAUUCGCAGAGCAGAAUGAGGUGAUUCUAAGUGAGGUUGAGGACGAGAAGCCAAAGGGUAUGGAUUUGCUCCCGGCGAUGGAGAGGUGGAAGAGGAUUCAGCACUUGCAAGCGCAGCUAUUUCAGGCGGCCGCGGAUGGAGCAGUGAGGGUGAAAAGGAGGAAAGGGCCGCGGAGGGGGGAGAACUUUACAUUGAGUCAAGCUCUCAUAAAGGCGGAUUUUUGGCUUCUGUUCAUUUCACUUCUGUUAGGAUCGGGUUCAGGAUUGACAGUAAUUGAUAAUUUGGGGCAGAUGAGCCAAUCUUUGCAUUAUGAUGAAACUCAUAUUUUUGUAUCAAUGACGAGUAUUUGGAAUUUUCUCGGCCGGGUCGGUGGUGGAUAUUUUUCUGAGGUGAUUGUGAGCAAUUAUGCAUAUCCAAGGCCAGUCGCUCUAGCGGUAGCUCAAGCCGCCAUGGUCAUCGGCCACUUCUUCAUCGCCAUGGGUUGGCCCGGCGCAAUGUACAUCGGAACACUUCUGAUAGGACUCGGCUUUGGAGGCCACUGGGCCAUCGUACCCGCCGCCGCCUCUGAGCUCUUCGGUCUGAAGAACUUUGGAGCUCUGUACAAUUUCCUCACGGUCGCAAACCCCGCCGGAUCUCUCAUAUUCUCCGGUCUCAUCGCGAGCAAUAUAUACGACUAUGAAGCAGAAAAGCAAGCUCAGAGCCACUAUUUCCUGACUGGAGAGCAUCCUCAUAAAUGUGAUGGGGCUAUCUGCUUCUUCCUUUCCUCCAUGAUAAUGUCUGGUCUCUGCAUUAUUGCAGCUAUAUUGAGUUUGGUUCUUGUUUACAGGACCAAGGUUGUUUAUGCAAAUCUUUAUGGGAAAACUCAGAGUUGAGUUAUGGGCAUUGUGUGUAUAUGUUCUUUUUAGCUGCAUCAAGUGGAGGCACAAUAAGUAAUAAGGACAGUGGUGUAUUUUUCAUGGAUUUUGUUGUAUCUCAGCAUAUUAAAAAAAAAAAUUUAUUUAUGCCAAGGAUUUGUGUUUUUUGGAGGUGUAAAAUCU
Phalaenopsis equestris is the source of this 2309-nucleotide messenger RNA. RefSeq names its product protein NUCLEAR FUSION DEFECTIVE 4-like. Gene Ontology annotation, cellular component: membrane. The transcript has 3 exons. NCBI's taxonomy places the organism in Eukaryota, Viridiplantae, Streptophyta, Magnoliopsida, Asparagales, Orchidaceae. Bases 399 to 2144 code for a protein of 581 amino acids. The record is from RefSeq and is a predicted model, not a curated record.